Molecule: messenger RNA, 3780 nt
Organism: Ustilaginoidea virens
Lineage: Eukaryota; Fungi; Ascomycota; Sordariomycetes; Hypocreales; Clavicipitaceae
Exons: 3
Coding region: 1-3780 (1259 amino acids)
Biological process (GO): phosphorelay signal transduction system; phosphorylation
Molecular function (GO): phosphorelay sensor kinase activity
Source: RefSeq, a predicted model, not a curated record
AUGGUGACGAUUCCUGGUCCCAUAUCUGAGGCGAACCGUGUACGGGAGACGUUUCGGUACGAAUCCGCCCUUAUUGCCGGCACGGUUCCAAAUGACCCAGAACAACUCAUUCCUUCUUGCCAGCUUCGCUCAUCGUCUGACGCCUCGCUCACGUCGUUUGCUCAACUUGCCGUAUUGCGUCUUGGCGUUUCUCGCGCUCUGGUAUCGUUGUUUGAUGGGAGCAACCAAUACGUUGUGGCCGAGGCCACGCAGGAUCUUUCCCUUCGCCCGCGUGACGUCGCCAGCGGAUUUCCCUUGUGGUUAUCAGGCACCUGGAUCCCUCGAUCGCUAGGGAUAUGCGACCAUGUUCUUUGUUGUUCAUUAUCGCCCCCCUCGGUUACGGAAAACGAAUUGGCUGUAUUGGUGGUGGACGACCUGUCGCAGGAUGCUCGUUUCCGAGACCAACCAAUUCUCCGCCACGAGUGGCCCCGGAAUCGAUUCUAUGCGGGUGUUGCCAUCCGCAGUCGCUCCGGCAUCAAUAUAGGCGUGCUCUCUGUUUUCGACGACGAGCCACGGAAUGGGCUUGACUCGUCGGGCUUAAAGACGAUGCGAGAACUUUCGGCGGUCAUCAUGAACCACUUCGAAUCGAAGCGCACCAGUGCCGCCAAGCGCUUGAGCGAGCACAUGAUCCGCGGUAUCGGGAAUUUUGUCGAUGGGUCUACGACCCUGACCAGGAGAAAGACGAGGCGCGGCUCGGCUUUUAAAAACGGCCGAGUCGCCACCCGUGUUGAAGUUGAGGCGUCCAAUGAAGACGGCGUCCACGGGGCACCGACGUUGACCUCAUCAGCAGUUAUUGGUCUUGCCCCACCUGAUACCGCUCACUUAGCAGCAUAUGCCGCUACUGGCGAGUCAGCUUCACAGAUAGAUUCAACGACGGCAUCUCCAGACGUGGAUGAAAAGCAGGAUCCAUUUUCAGAGGCAGUCCAACCUGGCAUCCAUUACCCAUCCAAUCACGAAACCGAAGAAGAAGCAACUAGUGUCAGGAUCAAAGAGGAUGAAUACACAUGCAAGGCCCGAAAAAUCUUCGACAAGGCAUCCAAGAUCAUACGCGAGUCCAUGGAAAUAGACGGUGUAGUGUUUCUGGAGACGCCAUUAUCUUCUUUCAGUGACCGAGACCACGCAAACUGGAUAAAACACGGCAAAGAGAGCAGCUCAUCGUCAAGUAGCGACGAGAAGAUUUUGUCCUUUAUGUCUAUGAGCAAAGAUGGAGCUCCAGAUCCAGCUGCUGAUGCGACCCGUCCACUCGCCUCAAACAUCGCAAAGGUUUCCGACGCGCCGCCUCCUUUUAGAAUUCCGGACAAGUUUCUUCGGAAACUCCUUCGACGUUAUCCUGGAGGAAACAUUUUUAAUUUUGACGAGUAUGGGUCGGUACAGUCGAGCGAUUCAUCGAGUGAGGAAACAACAUCUGCGGAUGCUGACGGCACAGGCGGGGGGGAUCGAGUCCGGAAAACGACGUCGAGUCCGCGCUCAAGGAUGAAGCAUAGCGAACAAGAGGUGCUCAUGAGGAUGCUUCCCGGGGCGCGAUGCAUAGCCUUUGUGCCGGUGUGGGACCCCCAGGAGCAGCGUUGGUUCGCCGGAGCCUUUGCGUAUACCAAAACACACACCCGUAUCUUUACUGCACGAGGUGACCUCAGCUACCUCGUUGCCUUUGGAGCCGUGGCCAUGGCCGAGGUCUCCCGCCUCAAAGCCACGCUGGCGGAUAAGUCCAAAAUGGACAUGCUAGGUUCCCUGUCGCAUGAAUUGCGCUCUCCGUUACACGGGGUGGUCUUUGGCUCCGAGCUACUGCACGAGACAUCUCUCGACUCGUUCCAAAAGGAUGUAUUACACACGGUGGAGAUUUGCGGACGCACGCUUUUAGAUACUGUUAAUCACCUCCUGGAUUGGACCAAGAUUAAUAACCUAUCCACGAAGAAAGCUGCAAGACGAGCGGUAGUGGGUGGACGAGACGCUGAGACGAACGCUAGUCAAGACGGAGCCGAGCCGAGUAAAAUUGCCGCUAAUCUGAUCAGCUUGACUGGGCAUGUGCCAAUCGACAUGCUGGUUGAAGAGGUUGUCGAGAGCGUGUUUGUGGGCCACACCUAUCAGAAGCUCACUGUCGCUCGCUCGGCCAAAGCUUCGCCACCCAAUGAUGACCGAGGCGCCUUGCGACGAUUUGAUGCCAUGCAAGUGGCCAUGGACGAACCCGAGACGGCUUGCUCCGCGUCGAACAACGUUGCAAUGAGCCUGUACAUCGAACCUGCAGCGUCGUGGACCUUUUACACCCAAGCUGGUGCACUUCGUCGAGUGGUGAUGAACUUGGUGGGGAAUUCCCUCAAGUACACCGAAAAGGGCUUCAUAGCCGUCAGAAUAAGCCAAUCUCCGUGGCCGUCACCGCCAAACUCGGAGCAGGCACGAACAGGCCGCGACGUUCGAAAUGUCUGCAUCAUGGUUUCCGACUCUGGGCAGGGGAUGAGUGAAGACUACUUGCAUAAUCGCCUGUUUGUUCCCUUUUCUCAAGAAAACAGGAUGAGCCCCGGCGUUGGCUUGGGACUGAGCUUCGUCAAGCGCAUCACCUCGGCGCUUGGCGGCCACAUUCAGGUUCAAAGUCGGGUCGGCCACGGUACCACCAUUACUGUCAGCUUGCCGUUGGAGACGACCUCGGCGAGUUUGCCGCCAGUGCCAGGAGGCCAGCAUACUCUGGAAGGGGAUAUUGAGCAAGGUGCUGACUCCUUUGCGCCUGAAAUGGCCAAACUCAAGGGUCUCCGAGUCCGCUUUUUGGGCUUCAAAUCCGCCGCCUCCGCCACCGCCGCCGCCACCGCCAAGCCGGCCAGACGGUUUCCCGCGAUGGGCAGCCAACAUGAUGUUGGUUCUACCUUGACGGCCACGUGUCGAAAAUGGCUGCAAAUGCACGUGCUGGAAUGUCAGGAAAACAUGGGAGCGACAGUGGACGUUAUUCUGUGCAGCCAGGACCACGCGGACCGAUUCCUCGCCAAUGCCACGAGGCCAUUAAUCCCAACACCUGUUGUCAUUGUCUGCCGCAACGCGCUACUCGUGCGCGAGAUGAAGGCGAAAUGGGCAGAAGCGAGCAAAGACCAGAAAUUUCUCGUGAAUCAGCUGCUCGAAUUCAUUUCUGAGCCCGUCGGGCCUCGGAAGCUGGCAAAGGUCCUGGCAUCGAGCCUUGAGCGGAGACAAGCAAUGGUGUCGGUCAGCAUGCCACCAGAACUAACGCCACCGGCCGAGCCGGAGCCGGACCGGUACCUCGCGGCUCUCGCCGACGGAGGGUCAACGUCGGGUGGAAUCGCGAGUGAGAGAUGCGAGUCUCCAUGGCCAGAUCCGGAAGAUGAGCAAAGGGCGGAUGGUUCCCGCGAGGGGCACGCUAUGAGCAGCAAGUUUCUCAUUGUGGACGACAAUCCCAUCAACAUCAAGAUACUCUCGUCGUGCAUGGACAAGAUGGGACUGGAGCAUGACGUGGCUCGCGAUGGAAAGGAGGCGGUGGAGGCAUUCAAGAGAAACGCGGGGGCGUACAGGUGCAUAUUUAUGGACAUUACCAUGCCGGUGAUGAAUGGAUACGAGGCAACGAGCCUGAUACGGCAGCAGGAAAGGGAAGCGGAGCUGCCAGCGUGCGUGAUUAUCGCACUGACAGGGCUGGCCUCGGUGCAGGCGCAGCAGGAAGCGGCGGCCAGCGGCAUCGACCUGUUUCUGACGAAGCCGGCAAAGAUUAGGGAGCUGAAGCAUAUUCUGGCGCUCAAGGGGUUACUAUGA